UAAAAGUCCAGCAUUUUAAACUCAACCCCCUUUUCCAAAACCAAGCCAACCUGUUGAGAGUAGCUGCAGUGAAGGGUGUUGGCUGUCUGGGAGAAAGUUCCUCAUUUCUAUCGCUGCUGAAAUACAACGUGAGAGAGGUAAACAGCCUCAAGCUUGAAGAUGUCAAAGAUCUGUGCUUUGGUGUUGAUGACACUUGUGUCCCUGGUGUUCGCGGAAGAACAGAGCUCUGAAGAGGACCCAUUUACCUUUGACUACCACAGACUGCGUGUUGGAGGCCUGAUUCUAGCCGCUGUCCUCUGUCUCAUUGGCAUCACCAUCCUGUUCAGUGGCCACUGCAGGUGCAAGUUCAACCAGGACAAGAGAAGGAGGACAGGAAGCAAUGCUCAGCAGAUGCUCAACGACCAAGGUCGUUCCUGCGAUUGCUAGAUGUCACCCCGACUACAAUGACUUCCCGAACCUGCAACCGACAGAUCACAGGGGCAGAGGAGGGCGGUCGCACGGACACCAUUUGUGACAUCCAACGAGGGGCUUUUGUUUUGUUUUGAAAGCAACAGGAAAUAGUGUGCUGUGUACCUGUUGUGAGUCAUGAUGCUUUCUGCCUGAUAAAAAAGCUACUGAUCUGCGGCCUGCCCCUCCACACACACGUACACACUUAUACACACAUUUUCUGUUACUUUCAUUUCAAUCAAUUGAAGGUUUUUGUUAUUUAGAAGUUGAAAUAGUUUUGACAUGAAGAAAGUGUCAAACUUUUUGAGAAACCCUCCUGUAAUGCAAUUCAACAAUUUCAUUUGCGUUAAAUAGUUUUUGAUUGAACUGAAGGCGACUUCAAACAACAGUAGCACAAACCUAUUACCAAAAAAUUCCUUAAGUGUCCAUAUACUGUAGGUUGUGUCAAUGUCUCACACUACUUAUGUUGUCUGUAUUGUAAGUGUAAGAUAAACAUAGAUGUAGAUAUUAGUGGCUUUUACUGUUGACAGCCUAAUCCGCUGUCCUUGCUUUCAUGUCAGAUACAUCAAGUACAAAUAGUCAUUUAUUUAGAGUGGUGUUGAUAAUUCAUGAUAUUUAGCUUUAUGGAGGAAGGUAGUGGACUGCACUGUUCAGAGAUACAGAAUGAGUCUGUCACGUUUCUAUAAAAGAACUAUUGAAACAA
Molecule: messenger RNA, 1150 nt
Organism: Scomber scombrus (Atlantic mackerel)
Lineage: Eukaryota; Metazoa; Chordata; Actinopteri; Scombriformes; Scombridae
Product: phospholemman-like
Exons: 8
Coding region: 160-426 (88 amino acids)
Biological process (GO): regulation of sodium ion transmembrane transporter activity
Cellular component (GO): membrane
Molecular function (GO): sodium channel regulator activity
Source: RefSeq, a predicted model, not a curated record